Molecule: messenger RNA, 3553 nt
Organism: Sarcophilus harrisii (Tasmanian devil)
Lineage: Eukaryota; Metazoa; Chordata; Mammalia; Dasyuromorphia; Dasyuridae
Gene: ALDH1A3
Product: aldehyde dehydrogenase 1 family member A3
Exons: 13
Coding region: 145-1683 (512 amino acids)
Biological process (GO): aldehyde metabolic process
Molecular function (GO): aldehyde dehydrogenase (NAD+) activity
Source: RefSeq, a predicted model, not a curated record
CCCUCUGGCCAAGAGGCGUGGAGUCCUUCAUAAAACAGGCGCUGGGAGCUGUCACCCUCCGAGGCGCAUCCAUCAGUCCCAACGCUGGGACGCUACAGACGCGGAGCAGUGUAGAAGUACUGGAAAGAGCAAGAGACUAGGGUCAUGGCUACAACCAAUGGAACUUUGGAAAACGGGACACCCGACAAGAAGAUGCCUGUCUUGCCGCAUCCCAUCAGAAACCUGGAGGUCAAGUACACGAAGAUAUUUAUCAACAAUGAGUGGCAUGAAUCCAAGAGUGGGAAAAAGUUUCCAACCUAUAAUCCUUCAACUGUUGAGAAAAUAUGUGAAGUGGAAGAAGGCGACAAGCCUGAUAUAGAUAAGGCAGUGGAGGCUGCAAAAACAGCAUUCCAGAGGGGAUCUCUAUGGAGACAAAUGGAUGCCCUAAGCAGAGGCAGACUCCUUCACAAACUGGCCGACCUCAUGGAGAGGGACAGGAUCAUUUUGGCAACUCUUGAAACGAUGGAUACAGGAAAACCUUUCCUUCAUGCCUUCUUCAUUGACUUGGAAGGUUGUAUCAAAACACUCAGAUACUACGCAGGCUGGGCAGACAAGAUACAUGGCAGAACUAUUCCAGCAGAGGAAAAUGUUUUGUGUUAUACCAGGCAUGAACCAAUAGGUGUAUGUGGAGCAAUUAUUUCUUGGAACUUCCCAUUGAUGUUGCUUAUUUGGAAGAUGGCACCAGCCCUAUGCUGUGGGAAUACCAUCGUUAUUAAGCCAGCUGAACAGACACCCCUAACAUCACUUUAUCUUGGAUCUUUGAUCAAAGAGGUGGGAUUCCCUCCUGGAGUAGUGAACAUAGUUCCAGGUUAUGGACCAACAGCAGGAGCAGCGAUUUCUUCACAUCCUAAGGUUGACAAAAUAUCUUUCACUGGAUCAACAGAGGUUGGAAAGCUCAUCAAAGAAGCUGCUUCUAAAAGUAAUCUUAAAAGAGUAACUCUAGAGCUUGGAGGGAAAAAUCCAUGUAUUGUUUGUGCUGAUGCUGAUUUGGAUUUGGCAGUGGAGUGUGCCCAUCAGGGAGUGUUCUUUAACCAGGGCCAGUGCUGCACAGCUGCUUCCCGAGUGUUUGUGGAAGAACAGAUCUACCCUGAAUUUGUCAAGCGGAGUGUGGAAUAUGCCAAGAAAAGACUCAUUGGAGACCCAUUUGAUGUCAAGACUGAACAAGGGCCACAGAUUGAUCAAAAGCAGUUUGACAAAAUUCUGGACCUGAUAGAGAGUGGAAAGAAAGAAGGUGCUAAAUUGGAAUAUGGGGGCUCAGCCAUGGAAGAUAGGGGGCUAUUCAUAAAACCUACAGUGUUUUCAGAAGUUACAGACAACAUGCGAAUUGCCAAAGAAGAGAUCUUUGGACCAGUACAGCCAAUAAUGAAGUUCAAAAAUAUAGAAGAAGUUAUAAAAAGAGCAAAUAGUAUUGAGUAUGGACUCACUGCAGCUGUAUUCACAAAAAAUAUUGAUAAAGCAUUGAAACUGGCUUCUGCGUUAGAGUCCGGAACAGUCUGGAUCAAUUGUUACAAUGCCAUCUAUGCACAGGCUCCAUUUGGUGGCUUCAAAAUGUCAGGAAAUGGCAGAGAACUAGGCGAAUAUGCUCUGACGGAAUACACAGAAGUGAAAACAGUUACUAUUAAACUCAAUGAAAAGGACCAUUGAAUGGAAGAGAUCCUUCCUUAAGCAUCUGACAUUCUGAAUGUGGCAGAGAAAUUUUGUAGAACAUAGCACUUCUUUAAAACAACAACAACAACAUUGUAUUUCUUCUAGGACUUUUAAAUCUACCAGAUUUUGAAAGAAGUUUUCUCUCACUCAUGUCCACCUUCAUUCAUCCAAACUCUGGAGGGCUCCAUUAGCCACCUGUGAAUUUUGUCAUACUUUAUGGUAAUCAAGUUAUCAAUUAUUUUAGAAUUUUACCCCUUUAGACCUGGUCACAGGGGACAGUGGAGAAGCUCAGGGCAUUGUUUUAAAAAGUGUUUCUAAAAACAAUGAUGUUUGACUCAUCUUGAAAAGCACUUGGCCGAAUUUCUUGUUUCUGUUAAGAACUCGGGGAAAAAAAUAAAAUAAAAAACAAACCCUAUACCUAGAAAGGAGAAACUCUAUAAUUUAUAGUGACAGGUCUUGCCAAAGACCUCUUCCCCUAUCCAGGUUCCAACAAAGACCAGCCCACCUGAACUCUGUGGUUCAUCCUAGUCUUGAUAUUAAGUACAACUGGACAUGGUCAUUUAGCCAAAGGUUAGGUAAAAAACACACAAAUUAAAUGACAUUAAUUAGUGUAAACUUUAACUCUACUUGAAUUUGAAAACUACAAUCCUGUGUCAGGUUCCUUCAUAAAAGAGUAUUGAUAUCAUGAAAGGAUAGGAUGAAUGGUGAUUAAUUUGACAGUCAAUUAUCUUCAUUCAUAAUAUGGUAUGCAUUCAUUACUUGGCUUAAAACUGUUAUGUAUGUCCCCAAAACAUCACUCAUUCAGUAGCUCCAAAAACAUACAUACAACAUAUAUAUCCUGGGAAGCACUUUCUUUUUUAGAGGAAAAAAGAGACUUUUGCACUGCAUUUCCUAGAAAAAUUUCCUUUAUCUUAUAAAGUCUUGCAGCUUGGUAUAUGUUUAACUUUGAAGAUAGUAUGGGAGACUCACAGCAGUUUCACUGAAAGCCCUACAUAUCUAUCCUUAGGAUAGUAGAGUGGAAAUAUUAAUCAAUCAACAUUUAUUAAGUGCCUACUACAUGCCGGGUACUGUGCUAUAUAAGCUCUGGGAAACAACCAAUCAAGUAGUUAUUAUGCACUUCCUAUGUGCCAGGCACUGUGCCAAGCACGAGGCAUUAACAAACUACUUAAAAUAAGAAUUCUUUCCCCCAAAAACUGCAGUUCUGUAGCAGGUAGUAAUGCUCUGUGGUAAUCCCUAAGAUCUUCUUUUGCUCUCUUCUCUCUGGAGCACUGAUUAUAAAUAACAAGUCCUGCUUGUUGUUUGUUUUAAGUAGUAACAAUUCAAUGAAAUAGGUAGCAUAACUAUCAUUACCCCCAUUUUUCAGGUAAGGGAACUGAAGUUCGCCAAGUUUCAGUUGUCCACAGUUAGGUGGGAGUUUGAACUCAAACCCAGAUUUUUCAACUUCAAGUCCCAGAGCUCUUCCCACUAGACCAAGCUGUUUACUGAUCUGUCUUGCUUAGUUAGACUUAUAUAAUACUGGAAAGAUUGGUAUCAUCUAACCUUACUUUUAGAGGUCUGCUACUCGAAUUGAUUUCUAAUUGAUUCAGUAAAUAAUAAUUUGGACUGAGUGGAGGCAAAAGGUCUCUUACUGUAUCUGAGUGGUUUAGGAGUAUUACUUUUUUUAUAAAGUUGUGAAUUUUUCUCUCCUUUUUAUAUAACAAAAAAUUAAAAUGUUCUAUAAUUCCUAACUUGGGAAUGCUAUCAAUUUUCCUAUUUGGCACUGAAAUAUCAAAGCUUAUUUAAAAAAAUAAUUCUUAAGGUAUACUUUUAGUAUCACUUAACUGGUAUUGUUUUUUCCCUUGAUGUGAAAAAAAAAAAAAAAACCCAC